CUGCAAACAAACGAAACCGCCUCUCUCCCGGAGCAAAGAGGCGGAUGAAGCGGAGACAAAAGCCGGAGUAAAGGGUGUGAAACGUGGUUAUUAAGCGUAGAAGCAAGCAGCAGAAACUUUUUUUUCCUUUGUAAAGAGAACAAGUCGUGCGAUUUGAGAUCCCGACAGAAGCCCACACUUCUUGAUCGGACCGAGUGCAGAGAGCUGAGAGAGACGACAGCAGGCAUCUGGUAGAUGGAGAGAAAAUGGAGGUGAACAGAAGAGAGGUGCCUCUGUAUGGACAGGUGGAGGCCCAUGUAAGGUUACAAGCCAGUGUUCCUGAAGAUGCAGAGUUUUAUGUUGUUGUACAAGGCUCUGGACUUACACAUGUGACUGCAGCAAAAACAGGAGAUGAUGGGCUGACCCUUAUCUUCACAGUUCCAGGCCAUGCCCUUGCGGAAGCUGUCUCGGUUACAUCCUACUUUUACGCAGAGGACCAACUCAAGCCAUGCGAGGGUGAAGCAUAUCUUGAAUACCUCAGGGACGUUGCCCAGGAAGCAGCAGAGUACCUGAGUGCAAACAGGGACCAGCUUGGCCCCCAGAGCUACCUAGAGGUCCUGAAGAGGUUUUCCACGUGGGUGCAGGCAGCUGACGAGGAGCUCUCUGCAGUAGGGUUAGACCUCAGUGAGGAGGAUGUGCGGCUCAGACAAAGUUCAGGUGAUGAAGCUGGUCUCAGGCACCUGGAUGAGAAGAUCACACAGGCAAUGGCGAACAUGGAUUACCCUCAGCAAUGGCAAAACACUGACAGUAAACCUAGAGAAGCUGCUGAGCUUCAGCCCAAAGAAACUCUUCUACACCUUGCAGUGCGUUUGGGUUUGGUCCAUCUCUCCCGUUUUUUAAUUCACCAACCGAGAGGUCAAAGGGCACUGACCUUACCCAAUCAGGAGGGAGACACACCCCUCCAGCUGGCUCAGAAGGACGGACAGCAUGCCAUGUUCAGGAUGCUGGCAGCCCCUCCAGGUCCUGUAGUGGGCCCUGUUCCUGGUGUGUGGUGCGUGUGGUCUGACAAAUCCUGCAUGUUGAGGUUUUGUCCCGGGACAGACUCCAUGACCCUGACUGUGCGGCAAACACCCGGCAGCUGCUCUCAGGAUGACAUCAUGAUCUACCGAGACAGACUGGGAGACCAAAGCAUCCUCAAACUGAUCAAUGAGCUCAAAGCUGAUAGUGAAGUAGACAUGAGAGGCAAAGAGGAAUUACCUCCGAUCGAUGAAGGGAUUAGAAAGGAGCUCCGAGUGGAAGAGCAGACGCUGGUGGACAAUGUUUUUGAAGAACAGCUUGUUCUGUCUUUGGAUGACGACGAUGAUGUAGAAGAGUACACAUCCUUAUUAUCCGUGAAUGGGCAUCCCAUGCAGGCCAGUGGAGACCAGAUCCAGUUCACACAGUGUGCUACAGACCCUCUGCUCUCCAUGAUCAACAGCAGCGAUCAGACCACCACACAGCCGACACAGCCGGAAGAUGACAACAUCAAGUAUAGUACAAGUAAAGUCAGUGGUGUGACCAGGGACAGCACAGGAACGGACAGCGGGUUAUGGGACACUGUGGACUCAGAAGAUCUUCUGCUAGCUACUGACACUCCUCCACCCUAUUCAGAAGAUUUCUACUCUGUACCCUGCUCUCCCCCACUCUCACCUGCUGACCAAGCCCUGGUCAGGCUGAACGAUCCCGCCUCCUCUGAGCCAACCAAUCAGACAGAAAGUCUGCCCAUGGACACCUGCGAUCUCAGUCCCAGUCUAGUGGCUCUGGAAGUGGACAGUGAAGAGGAUGGCACUGAGUCAAAGUCUCCACUUUCCCCACUCCUGUCAGAUGUUGAGAAAAGUGAAGAUAAAAGGGAAACCUUUUAUCCCUCCCCUGACCUUACUUGCACUCGCAGCCAGUCUCCCUCCUCAUGUGAACCCACCAUAAAAGAAUCGGGCAACCAGGGGAUUCGACUCCGUUCGUAUUCAUACUCUUCCUCCAAAAUCAGUUUGCGUCCUGCUUGUUUUGCCCGGUACAACCACACUUCAGAUAUCAACCCUGAUGCCGUGCUCCACAGUGUCAGCCACAGCCGAUCUCUCCUUCAGGCCCUCUCUCUGUCUAAAUCUCUGUCUCUGCUCCACCCUGGUAAGCAAAGAGCCUCCAGUAUAUCAGAGCAGUCACAUGAAAAAAGGGAAAUUAGGUUCCGUAAGCGAGCCCAGUCCGCUGAUGAUGAGGGCAGCAUGGAGCUGGCAGAGUCCCUCCAACAUCUUACCCUGUCCGAGUUCCUCAAAGAAAUUGAAGAGGAGGAGUUGGACAAGUACAAUAUCCCAACAAAGGUGGAGUCAGAGAAGUACAAAGUCAUUCGUACCUUCAGUUUUCUCAAGAGCAGGAUGUCCAGUACACGCAACAAGACCAAGGGGAAGGGGAAGGACAGAGAGGCCAAGGAUAGGCAGCUGAAUGGACAUCGGCUUAACACAGGCUCCUGUUUAGGCCCCACCGUGUGUGUAGUGUGUGAAAAACCAGCAUCUGGAAAAGACCUUUUGCAUUGCUCCAGUUGCACUGCUAUUGUCCAUAAGGGCUGUAAGGAGUCUCUCCCCCCAUGUUUGAAGAAACUUCAGGAUAAGUACGCAGUUACCAUGGUGAAGAAUAGAACAGCCUCCCUGCCACAGAAUUUCACAGUGAGAGACAGUCCUCCUCAGUGUGUGAUCCCCACCUCUACCUCUCUACCUGUCAUGGCGCCUAAGGAGAGGAAAGACACUACGACCCAGUCGUGCCCCCUCUCUGGGAGUUUUCCAAACAGUGACAGUCGGCUCAGUGAGAGUUCAGAGACAGAGUCUGAUGCCUGGAAGGUGACCAGCCGAUCAGAAGAGCUCCUGCCGACUCCAUUGUCCUCCACCUCCGCUGACUCAUCCUUCGGAGAAGACUGUGUGGACACAUAUAUCAACAGUGACAUGUCGGCUGAUGCUGUGGAUUACGAGGCUGAGUCGUGGAGUCUGACAGUAGAGCACAAGUUCUGCAAGAAGCAGGACAAACGAGCUGUCAAGAGGCAGGAUGUUAUUUAUGAGCUGAUGCAGACUGAGCUUCACCACCUACAGACACUACACAUCAUGGCAGAGGUUUUUCGGCGAGGGAUGAAGGAGGAAGUGCAGCUAGAUACAGAAGCGGUGGAGCGGGUCUUCCCCUGUCUGGACCAGCUGCUUCUCUUCCACCAUGCGUUCUUUGCUGCCAUGAAGGAGCGACGACAGAGCUCAGCCCAGCCCCAUGGACACAGGAACUACCUCAUCCAGCGAAUAGGGGACGUCUUGCUCCAACAGUUUUCAGAUGAGAACAAAGAGAAAAUGAAACAGGUAUAUGGAGAUUUCUGUAGUCGUCACAAUGAAGCGGUCAGCUUUUUCAAAGAACUCCAGCAGCAUAACAAGAGAUUUCAGAUCUUCAUUAAGCAACAAGGUAAUAAUUCUUUGGUGAGACGGAGGGAGAUCCCAGAGUGCAUCUUGCUGGUAACCCAAAGGAUUACAAAGUACCCAGUGCUGCUGGAGAGGAUCCUACAAUAUACUCAAGAGGAAACAGAGGAGCAUGCGGACAUCUCGCAAGCACUGAUUCAGAUUCGAGAGGUGAUAGCAGCCGUGGACCUGAGUGUCAGUGAAUAUGAGCGGCAUCAGAGGUUACAGGAAGUGUGGAAUCGCAUGGAGAAUCGCAGCACAGCCAAACUGAAGAACGGCUACACCUUCCGCAAGCAGGACAUGAUGGGGCCGGGACAAACGCUCAAACACCAAGGCCUGCUUCUGUGGAAGACUGCUACUGGUCGACUUAAAGAUGUCCUGGCACUGCUUCUAAUAGAUACACUCAUCUUCCUGCAAGAAAAAGACCAGAAGUAUACAUUUGCCACUGUGGAUCAGAAGCCUCCAGUCGUCGCACUGCAGAAGUUAAUCGUGCGAGAAGUAGCCAAUGAAGAGAGAGGGAUGUUUUUGAUCAGCGCAUCGACCGCCGGGCCAGAAAUGUACGAGGUCCACACGUCAUCCAAAGAGGAGAGAAACACCUGGAUGAGGCUCAUUAGAGAGGCUGUAGAGAGCUGUCCGGAAGAAGAAGAGGAAUACACAAGUGAAUCUGAAGAGGAGAAGCGAGCUGCUGAGGCUCGUACUCAGAAGAUUCAAAAGUUCCAAGAGAAUCUGAUGAGCCAGGACCAGCGGAUCUGCUCCAGCCUGGAGGAGAAGCUGCAGCUCUACGCAGAGCUCUCUGCUCUGAGUGGGAGGACGGACGCUUUGCUGGUCGAACCGCGACUGCUCUUCCAGCCUCACUCAGAGGAGCUGCCACAGGCUGCCGUGUUGCUGGCUGCAGCUCUGCAAGAGGCUGAGAACCUGAAAGCCACACUGUCAUCUAGGACCUGUUCUCCAUCAAGUCACAGCCCAGACUCUGACACAGACUCUGUGUUUCCUGUCAGCCCUGCUACACUUGUACAGCCCCCCUCAGACUCUGAGGCCUCACCUGAAAACCCUGAGACCAGGGAGGGGGGUUGUACUGAGGCUCUUGUGCUUCAGUCCCCAGCUCUCUUGCAAAAAACAGGCACAAAUGACGUUGAUUUGAAGGUUGCUCAAAGUGUCCAAAGCCUGAUGCAGUUACUCUACAGUCUGCAGGCCAUGGUGACCAUCCAGGACAGCUGCUAUGAGGUCCAGAGGCUCCUCCUCCAAGAGACUGGGCGCCCUUCCCCCCGCGCCCAGCGACGGCACCUUUCAAGCAUCAGGGGUAACACCCUACAAGAACAGGAGAAGCAGCGUAACCUGGAGAAGCGGAAGGAGGAAGUGGCGGCGACUCAGCGGCUCCAGGGCCGACUACGCCAAGAAAAGGAACGCUGGGAGAGGGAGUGCCAGGCCAGGGAGAGCCAGCAGGGGGAGCAGGAGAGCAGGCUGGAGGAGAGGGAGAGGCAGUGCCACCUGGAGGCGGAGAGGCUGAGGCGCGAGAGGGAAGAGUUGGAUGAGCAGCUGGAGGAGUACCAGCAGAGCUUGGAGCGGCUCAGGGAGGGCCAGAGGAAUGUGGAGAGGGAGCGUGAACGGCUGGAGAACCAGCAAAAGCUGUUUCAGACCUGGAGCCACAGCCGGCAGAGGAGUCUACCCACUGUGAUUCCUCACAUGGUCAUCCCUCUAGAUGGGCAGCAGGACUCUGCACCGAGACAACCCAGAGACCACACUGGGAACGGCUCUAUGUUUGUGAAUGAGGCCGCCUUCACCAGCACCAGCGUCAACAACCGACACGUCCACCACAAAAGAAAUGACCCCAGCGCACACAAUUGUCUCAACACCCUGCUGGCAAGAUCCAACAGCAGACAGCCCCCUAUCGUUAAGACUCCCCAUAGUCCACGUUCAGACUCCCAGGGAUGGAUGAUGGGGACAGGAUAUCUCUACAGCCCUGCAGGAAGGCUGGAACUGCAGCACACACCCAGUGAUCACAACAGUCACAGCUACAUCAGGGAGACCUGGUCAUCAAUAGCAAGCGGAACUGACCCGUAUCCGGUGCUCCCGCAUCCCAGUGAACCUCAAUUGGACCUCAGCCCACUGGUUUCCUUGGAGACUGACAGCGGUGGGGAGGAGAGCAGUGAGGAAACCAUUGUGUACCUCUGAAUGUUGAUCCAUUUCAGACUCUAAAGAACCAGCCCAGCACAUGGGAAAAACUAAUGACAUUCAAUGAAGCAUCAGGAUUGGAUCCGGGGUGGCUCUUGUACAGUCUUUUGUCAUGCUUGUUUUUAUAUUUCAUUUUGUGGUCUUUUUUGUGUAAAGUGACCAGAGAUAAAAGAAAUGAGGUUGUUUCAGACUCAGUCUCACAUGUGUCAUGCACCUUAGCUCGAGGCAUCACUGGGUAUUAGAUGUCUCUUUAUUUUCUUGGGGUGUUUGUGUGUGUGUUUGUGGUCUUUAUUAACUGGGUCCCUGCGGCCACACCUUUCACGCUUUCCGCCAUCUCUGCUUCUUACUGUCCUUCCUUUACUGCCUUUCUUUCUCAGGUCCCACAUAUCUCGUCCCUCGAGCACUCUAUUUAUUAAAUUCACCACAGAAGGAGAAAAAAAAACACUUUCAACACUUUGUUCACUUUCAACAAAACAUCAGGCUGCAUCUCUCUAGCGGACCAUGUUUUCUGAUGGAGCAAACUGCCUCUCUGUCAUGUAUCAGACAGGGUCUGUUUAUGCACAAGCUGAGCAUAACAGUAGAAUUGAAAGAUGAGACGCGACAGCAUCAUUCCCACAUUUUUCAGACUCACUGCCUGAAACCAUCAUUUAUUUAUUUUUUAUCUGAAGCAUGCUUUUCUUGUUGACAGAAAUAAGCUGUUGUGGUUUUAAGAGGUAUGUUGCAGCCAUGCUAAUAUGUCAGUUUUAUCAGAAAGUAGAAAUUCAACAGCAAAAGCCUGACAAAGUUUUGAGCACAGCUGUUAUUGUAAAAAAGUAAAAGGAAGUCGUGGUGCAGGAAGAGGGACAGAAGGAAAACAUGUUGGGUCAAACCAUUUUAAGCACUAAUGUAAUUAUUUUACAAACAUUUCUGACUACAUUUUUGUCUUUGUGUGUCACUUUUAGUCACGCUAGCAAUAUUGCUCUACAGUCAUUCGGUCUACCACUUACUGCACCAAAAACUGCAAUACUUUGGUUUAUUACCUAAUACCUGAAAAACUAAUGUUGACAUUCCCAUCAGCCUUAGCUGUGCUUUGUGUUUAGUGGUAAUUAGCAAAUGUUAGGAUGCUAACACCCUCAACUAACAGGGUGAAAAUGGUAAACGUGCUAAAUAUGAGCAUGCUGACACUUUUAGCUCAUCAUUUAGCUCAAAGGACCACUGUGCCUUAGUAUUGCCUCACAGAACCGGUAGCUGACUGUAGACUCUCUUGUUUGAGAUUUCUGCCUGUACUUUAAAAACAUCCUAUGUUUAUUUUAUACAAGCUGUAAAGACUGGAAGAUGUUGUCCUUAAAUUAUCUUUGCAGGCACACAGAACAACCUGAAGUCGCCUUAUUCUGUCAUGCUUAAUGUUAAACUAUUACACUUGAAUAUCAAGUAGUAUAUUUACAUAUUAUCUUAAAUGGGUGUUUUUAUGUGUAAAAAGGUCUCUGUGCCAAUUCUUUAGGUGUCUUAUUUUACGGACACUAUAAAAUAUUAAUUGGUUUAAUUACUGUUGUUACUGUAGUUUCUUAAUGGGACAGUAAGGCAGUGGCAGUAUUUUGAUGUGAUUUUAGUAACAUGUAUAUAUGUUUGUGCUUUUAUUUAUUUAUUACAGUAAGAGUUUAAAUAUUGUACAGUGCUUUUUGAAGGGUUGUAUUAUACAUAGAAGUGUACCUGUGUGAACAGAUGAGCAGGUGUGUUUUUGUUCGUUGUGUUGUGUAUCCAGACAUGGCUGUAUUGAUAAAACUGCUUUUAUUGAACUCGAAA
This is a messenger RNA of Micropterus salmoides (largemouth bass), 7388 nucleotides long. It is a transcript of the gene arhgef28a, whose product is annotated as Rho guanine nucleotide exchange factor (GEF) 28a. Gene Ontology annotation, biological process: regulation of Rho protein signal transduction. Lineage: Eukaryota; Metazoa; Chordata; Actinopteri; Centrarchiformes; Centrarchidae. Gene Ontology annotation, molecular function: guanyl-nucleotide exchange factor activity. The record is from RefSeq and is a predicted model, not a curated record.